CUUCCCCACACCACUCGAACGGACUAGCACUCCGCUCUACAAGUCUAGAAGCGAAGAGGCGCUUCUUCCUUCUCUCGACCGGAAGCGAGUAAGCGACGGCGCACCGAAACGAAACGACAGAAGCCGCCGAAUCCCCAUGGCCUCAACCGGCGCUCCCGCACCCGCAAGCGCAUGCCGCGUCGCGCCGCCUCUUGUAGCCGCCUCGGUCCUCCCCGCGCGCUCGUUGGCGGGCUGCAGAGCGGCAUGGCGGUGCUGGGGCGCGAGGACGGGGAGGCGGAGGUGGGCGGGGCUGCGGGCGAGGUGCGGCGUCGGCGGCGGCCAGUCGUCCGCCGUGCAGCCCGGUUCCGAGAGCGCUGGGGAGGGGUUGGUGGAGGAGGAUGGGCCGCGGCGGCCGCCGUUCGACCUCAACCUCGCCGUUGUGCUCGCCGGGUUUGCGUUCGAAGCCUACACCAGCCCGCCGGCAGAUGUGGGCUGGCGCGAGACCGAUGCGGCUGACUGUCAGACAGUGUUCCUGUCCGAUGUGUUUCUCCGUGAAGUAUAUGAUGGCCAACUAGUUGUGAAGCUGAAGAAAGGCAUAAAUCUUCCUGCACUGGAUCCAUGGGGUACAAGUGAUCCUUAUGUGAUUCUACAACUGAAUGGCCAAACUGCAAAAAGCAAAAUUAAAUGGGCGACGAAGGAGCCAACAUGGAAUGAAGAUUUCACAUUUAACAUUAAGAAAUCUCGAGAAAAUCUACUGCAGGUUGCAGCUUGGGACUCAAACCUUGUUACCCCUCACAAACGCAUGGGAAAUGCAGGAUUGUACCUAGAAUCACUUUGUGAUGGAAACAAUCAUGAUGUUACUAUUGACUUAGAAGGCCUUGGUGGUGGUGGAACUAUUGAGUUAGAGGUCAAAUACAAGAGCUAUGAUGACAUUGAGCGUGAGAAACAAUGGUGGAGAAUACCUUUUGUGUCUGACUUUCUUGUGAAGAGCAGCCUGGGAUCUGCUCUUAGAACUGUCGUUGGAUCUGAAAGUAUAAAUGCAAGUCAAUUUGUGCAGUCUGCAUUUGGCCAGCUAAGUUCUUUCACUUACACCUACCUUCCAAAGCCAUCAUCUUUGGAUGGGUCUGAGGUAUCUAAAAGUGUUGAAGAAUCCCCAGUUAACUCAGUUGAAUCAAAUGAGGCUCAACAGCAGAAGGUUGAUUCUGGAUAUACCUCAGAUUCUCACAGUGAGGCUCAGUCUCCUGCAACAGUUGUUAACAGUGAAGGAAAUGCAUCAUCCGAUGUGAGGGAAUCAGAUGAAUACUUCUGGAGAGCUUUGAACAAUGUACUCAACCAAAAUGUUCUACAGAACUUUGGAUUUUCACUUCCUGAGGUCAAACAAUUGGAUGGAUUUGACCUAUUAAGUUCACUUGGUCUGAAAUCACGUGAAAUUGCUGAAAAGAAAUAUUUAGAAUCUGGACUGGCAACGGUAGAUACUUCAACAAGUGAUGGCAGUGAAACUACUCCUGAAGAUGCAGUUGGUGUUGACAAUGAAAAUGGAACAUUUACAACCAAAGAGGAGGUGCAGGAUUCCUUUCCAGAUAUCAAUAAUGUAUCUCGGGAUGUAUUGUCUCAAACAGAGAAUAUACUAGGAGCUCUGGUGAUACUUUCUAAAAACUUCUCACCACAAAACAAGAAGUCAGUAACAACGAAUGAAGCAAACUGGAAAGAUGAUAUAAUCAGAGAACAACAAGGGUCUGCAGCUUCAGAUUCUAUUGAUAAGGAUGAUACUGUUGCAUCAACCAAACUGUCCGUUGAUGCACAGAAAGCUGAGGAUAUGCGGCGACUGUUUGCAAGUGCAGAGACUGCUAUGGAGGCAUGGGCUAUGCUUGCCACUUCAUUGGGGCGUAACAGUUUCAUCAAAUCAGACUUUGAAAAGAUAUGUUUUCUCGACAAUGUUUCAACAGACACACAAGUUGCCAUUUGGCGUGAUUCUUCGCGAAGAAGGCUGGUUGUUGCCUUCCGGGGAACUGAACAAUCAAGGUGGAAGGAUUUGCGAACUGACUUAAUGCUUGUACCUGCCGGACUAAACCCUGAGAGGCUGGGUGGUGACUUCAAACAAGAAGUUCAAGUUCACAGUGGAUUCUUAGGUGCAUAUGACUCUGUUAGGAAUAGGAUCAUGGCUCUCAUCAAAUAUGCUGUAGGAUGCCAGGACGAAGAAGACGCAGAAAAAAUACCUAGGUGGCAUGUUUGUGUAACUGGACACAGUUUAGGUGGAGCACUAGCAACCCUUCUUGCUCUUGAACUUUCAUCAAGUCAAAUGGCCAAGAAUGGUCUCAUAUUUGUGACAAUGUACAACUUUGGCUCUCCUAGAGUCGGAAAUAGAAAGUUCGCUGAAGUCUACAAUGCGAAAGUAAAGGACAGCUGGAGAAUUGUCAAUCACCGAGAUAUCGUUCCAACAGUACCACGUCUUAUGGGCUAUUGCCAUGUGGAAGCACCAGUUUAUCUCAAAUUUGGAGAUGUAAAAGAUGCACUGGUAAACAACGAAAUUCUAGAUGAUGAAGACCAAGGUGAUGCUAUAGGGGAGUACACACCUGAUGUUCUUGUUACUGAAUUUAUGAAAGGAGAGAAGCAACUUGUGGGAAAACUACUGCAAACAGAAAUAAAUCUACUCCGCUCAAUCAGGGAUGGUUCGGCCCUUAUGCAGCACAUGGAAGAUUUCUACUAUGUCACGCUUCUAGAGAAUGUGAGAUCAAGGUAUGAGGUGGUUGAUAGUGCAAAUGAUGAAUACCGCCAAUUGACAGCAUGAUCCUAGUAAGAUUGCAUGGUUGAACAUCCCAGACCAUUUCUCCCUGCAAAAAUUACAGUUCUAAAGGAAGGUCAGUGUACGAACUAUUGAAGGUGCCAUCACGUGUGCAAUCCUCACUCUUCUGAAUGGAAACAUGCACACCCUAUGUUGUUUGGAGCUAUUUAUUUAUUGAUGUAACUUAGCUAGUACACAUAUUUUAUGAUGUUAGAAAUUCUAGAAAAUUUUCAAAGACUCUUGAGAGAAUACUUAAAGAUAUUUUAAAAUCCGUUUUUCAGCCCUAUUCCUGUUAUUGUUACGAAUAAAAGAAGUCUGAAAAUACAUUAUCUUGGGAUUGCUUCACUA
Phragmites australis (common reed) is the source of this 3109-nucleotide messenger RNA. RefSeq lists its product as uncharacterized. The transcript has 18 exons. Gene Ontology annotation, biological process: lipid metabolic process. The record is from RefSeq and is a predicted model, not a curated record. Lineage: Eukaryota; Viridiplantae; Streptophyta; Magnoliopsida; Poales; Poaceae. Bases 137 to 2767 code for a protein of 876 amino acids.